AUGGCUGCGACUCGUCAGCCACAUCGCGCUUUAAGUCUCACUGGAUGCUUCGAUCUACAGGGUGCAGCACAGGCAACUCCGUUUGCUAUAUCCAAUAGGCUGCCAUUCCCGACGACUGGAACGAAUGAGCGAGUUGCUGAGAUAAAGCACGAUGCGAAUUUCCGCAUGAAGCCGAGUCUAGAGGAUAUGGUUAUCACGCCACGCCUUCUCCAGAUGGGAUUUCCAAGGUCACGUGCUAUGGCCCGUCAAGUAGUCAUCGCCAAGUACAACUUUGGCAGUCUCGAGAGCUCCUGUGAUAGGGGGAGAGAGAUUAGGCUGGAACCUACGGAGUCACAGAAGGCAAUGGGCCGUCGGUUUUUGGCUUUACGGGGCUGGAUAUAA
Molecule: messenger RNA, 381 nt
Organism: Pisolithus orientalis
Lineage: Eukaryota; Fungi; Basidiomycota; Agaricomycetes; Boletales; Pisolithaceae
Exons: 3
Coding region: 1-381 (126 amino acids)
Source: RefSeq, a predicted model, not a curated record